Molecule: messenger RNA, 1563 nt
Organism: Aureobasidium pullulans EXF-150
Lineage: Eukaryota; Fungi; Ascomycota; Dothideomycetes; Dothideales; Saccotheciaceae
Exons: 2
Coding region: 25-1149 (374 amino acids)
Cellular component (GO): mRNA cleavage and polyadenylation specificity factor complex
Molecular function (GO): RNA binding
Source: RefSeq, a predicted model, not a curated record
CGAUCUCACAUAGCACACAUCAUCAUGGAAGAAGAAGAGGAUGAUUUCUACGAUCAGAAUGGCGAUGUGCCGGUUAAGAACGAACAGCCGACAAACCAAGACGAUCCUAACGAACAACCGGAUAUCGACGUAGACGACGAGGAUGAGGACGACGAAGAUGAAGACAGUGAUAGCGACAUUGACAUCAUCACCGAGCACAAGGAAGGCGCUGUACCAGAGCCACCGCAAGCUCGUCCUUUCCGCGGCAUCAAGCCAGAAGCUCCUGCCCGAACUGAUUCUGUCGACAACGUUCCUACCCAACAAGCACAACAAACACCGACUCUCAAGACGGAAUCUUCGACUGCUCAGAACAAGAAGCUCGUAUCGCUGAAAGACGGCUCACAAUAUCCCGAAGUCCGCACAUCAUCGAUAGACGUCAAUGCCAUUCCUUCAUGGGACCCUGCUGGAAAGCUCAUCACCGAGGUCGACAUUGACGCUGAUCUCGCCGAACACACAAAGCCCUGGCGCUUACCAGGCACCGACCAGACCGAUUUCUUCAACUACGGCUUUGACGAGUUUACCUGGACCCAAUACUGUUUGCGACAGCAGAACAUGGCUUCUACCAUCAACAACCAAAAGGCCGAGACCAAGCAGUUCGAGAUGAUGUUGACUGGAGGUGGUAUGCCCGGUCAAGCUGCGCCUGCUGGUCCUCAAGCUGCUCCUCCUGGUGGUCCUAUGGGAAUGGGAAUGCCCGGGAUGGGUAUGCCUGGCAUGCCUGAUAUGAACCCCGAUAAUAUGGCCGCUUUUGCCAGCGUCCUACAAAGUCAGGGCAUCGAUCCUAGUCAGCUCGACUUCAACACCUUCAUGCAACACUAUCAGCAAGCAUCCAUGGGUGGAGGUCAGGGCGGCUAUGGUGGCCAGUCAAUGCAGCCACAGCAGUCAAAUCAAGGUUAUGGCGGUCAACAACAGCAAUCCUUCCAGCAGCAGGGUAAUCAAGGCUUCCGAGGAGGCACACCACAACCCGGCCAGCAAGGCCCACAAGCCCAGGGUCAAGGCUUUGACGGCUACAGCCAACAACAGAUUGCCAUGAUGCAGGGUCAAGGAGGCAUUCCAUCAGGCCCAUCAGGCGGCGGUGGUCGUGGACGUGGUAGAGGUCGCAGGUGGCAAUAGAGUUCAAACUACGACAAGCUGUAUGGACUGCAUGGAAAAAGGCGUUCUGGGGAUUGAUACCAAGACAUCAGGGCAUUGAUAAUGACAAUUGGCAGUGAAAGUACAUGAUGGGCAGACUAUCCAUUGGGUUUUCGAACCUCCAACAAUCGUUUCAAACAGUCUCAAAACAUCCAUCGAUGGUGAAAUGUUCCAGCAAGACGUCUCUGCCUCUUGGAUUUGUGUCGAGCUCUAAAUCGUGCUUUUCACGAGAUUCACGAAAGCAAACGAACAAUAAUGGCUUUCUUUCUGUCUGUCGUAACCAAAGCUUCACACCGACACAAUCAUCAUGCUUUUUCUUAGUGAAAUAACGCAGUCUCGUCCACAAUCAUACAGUGUCCGUAGAAAUUAUCGGUAUGCCAGGGUUACACCAUCAUC